AUGAAGCUAAUCUUGCUGAGCCUUCUGAGCAUCUUCGGCUUCGCUCUGGCCGGUCCACUCGCCGAACAUCAACACCAGAAUCGUGGUCUUCACAGCCAUCACCAUGUGAAGGUCCAACGUUACGGCACACCAAACUGCGAAAAGGGUUCCAAAAUUAGCAAACUCAAGGAGAUCGAAGCUGACGACUGCGUUACCUUCAAAGGUAAUGAGCCUGGUUUCCUCAGCCUCGAGGCUGAGAUCUCGUACAAUUUGAAGGGAAAGCUUGGCGAGAAGGAGGAGUGUCGCCUGUACGCUUACUCCGAGGAGGAUUGCACCGGCAAGGAACAGGCAAUGGAUGAUAUCUCGCAAUCAGAAGGGCAAUGCCAGUCCCAAGACAAACUCUUCGGCCGCUCCAUCUGGCUUAAGUGCAUGAAGGUCGAAGACCUAGAAGUCGCCCACGACUUCGACGAAGACACGCCCGGCACCGGCGGUAUCCCCAACGCCUCCAGCACUGAAUCCGACGCUGCAACCCCCACCCCAUACGCUCCACCUCCUUACACCGAGCCCCACAGGGUCACCAUGACUGAAACUCCCGCUCCCCGUCCCACUGUCAUGAAGACCGUCUAUGUCCAACCCAGCGCUCCUAACACCACCACUUCGUCUACCUCUUCCUCUUCUACCUCUUCCGAGCCGAAGAUUCUGACCUUCAGCUCUGCUAUGACAAUGGUCCAGCUUACGGUUUCCAAUACUGCUCUGCCACCGGGAAGUACCCCAAACGCCGCUAUCCCGCAGUACAUGACUGUGACGACCAUGAUGGCCCUCGAGGCCUACCGGGACUUGCAGGCGAAGGCGACUUCUCGUGCUGCUGCUUGA
This is a messenger RNA of Sphaerulina musiva SO2202, 852 nucleotides long. RefSeq lists its product as uncharacterized. The record is from RefSeq and is a predicted model, not a curated record. The transcript is spliced from 2 exons. NCBI's taxonomy places the organism in Eukaryota, Fungi, Ascomycota, Dothideomycetes, Mycosphaerellales, Mycosphaerellaceae. The coding region runs from base 1 to 852 and encodes 283 amino acids.